AUGGCAACAAGAACACCUUUACAACACACAACAGCAUCUAAUAUAUUUGGUCAAACGUCAAAUAAACCGGAAUUUAGCUUGAAAAGUAGUUGCGGUGACUUACAAAGUCGACUUAAAGUUCGAAAAGUGUUAGGUGUUGGUGAUGCGGCAGGUUCAAUAUGUAGUUCAAAAAUCGGGCAAAUACUUGGACAAUCGGAUAAUUUAGUUUUUAAAUUAUCACCUAACCUUGCCUCAUGGCUAUUUUUAAUAGCAACAUUAUUUAGUUGUUUUACUGUAAUGGGAAUACUUUGGCCAGCUUGUUUGCGUGUUAUUUUACCUGGUAGUCUUGAGUCAACCAUACAUUUGGCCACAUCUUAUGCUUUUUUGGCAACAGUGCUCGGUCUAACACUUCGAUCAGGUGACAAGACAUCAUUGCAACUUGUCCUUUGUUCUCUUGUUUUAUUUCAUGCGUUAUCCUUUUUUAUUGCUUUGUGGCUUCUGAAAACCAGUGAUACAAAAGUAAAAUCAACAAUCUCAAGUAUUCUUCAUUUAUUUUGUUUAUUAAUAAAUACACAUUUUUAUCGAUCUAUUAAUCGAACUGUAUCAACAUCAUUUCGACAUAGUAAAUUAAAAACAUAUUUUAGUUCAAUGAUAUCAUUUCCAUCAGCACCUGUAACUGAUCGUACUACUGGACAUGAAUCUUCUUAA
Molecule: messenger RNA, 687 nt
Organism: Rotaria sp. Silwood1
Lineage: Eukaryota; Metazoa; Rotifera; Eurotatoria; Philodinida; Philodinidae
Source: the annotation of a GenBank genome assembly